This is a messenger RNA of Coregonus clupeaformis (lake whitefish), 3809 nucleotides long. Its product is annotated as mdm2-binding protein-like. Gene Ontology annotation, cellular component: kinetochore. NCBI's taxonomy places the organism in Eukaryota, Metazoa, Chordata, Actinopteri, Salmoniformes, Salmonidae. The coding region runs from base 1236 to 3452 and encodes 738 amino acids. The transcript is spliced from 15 exons. The record is from RefSeq and is a predicted model, not a curated record. Gene Ontology annotation, biological process: traversing start control point of mitotic cell cycle; regulation of protein ubiquitination; protein localization to kinetochore.
UUCAACCCCCACAAUGCAUAGUGCAUGUUACACAAAAUAAUCAACAUCGAAAAUCGUGAUUUAUUUUUAAAUAAUGAAACUGAACCGACCUCAAAAUGCACUAAUCGCUCAGCACAACCAAUGGGAUAAUGGCUGGGAUGAUUUUUGCUUCUUUUGCAGUUCUCCAAAUAGCAUUUUAGAAAGAAAUGCAGUAAAUUAGCUUCAACAUUCUUAACAUUUCUUGGAAAUACCUCCGGGACCCCACUAAAACAGACCCUGUACAUUGAUUACAAUGAGAACAGGCUCUCUUGGGAAAUCUCUGUUCUAAGAUGGAAACCCAGUUUUGAGUUCACUAAAGAUGUUGUCCUAUUUAAAAGAUGUUGUCCUAUUUAUGUCUCCUGUCCUGUCUAACAGUUUGCCUCUGAGGUGAGGUUUGAAGGUUUCUCCCUCAGAGCCCAGGAUAGAGGGAACAGCCUGCUGCCUUCUGAUCCAGACUCCCAGACCAGCUCUAACCACAAGCUACACUCGGAGGUGUUCCAUUACUACCGGCCUGUUCUAGAUCUAGUCCAGUUGGUGACUGUGUCAGAUCUCCCCAUCUUCCUCCGCUCCAGCACAGCGUUUCACCUGUAUCCGUCACAUCAGCUGAUGACUGAGGUGUCCACAUCUCAGAUAAACUGUGCCUCUCAGAUCUGUAAACGGGAGAUAUUUAACCACAUAGCUGCUUUAAGGGAAGGGACUUUCCAAAAUGUUACCAGCAGUUGUAGGUGAACUGCUAGACGGUCACGCUGAAAGUCAGACUGCAGAUAUGGUCAUUUAUUUACUGUCUGAACAGGUUUACCCUUGAACCUGCUUUGGGGAUAAUGAACUUUGUUCUUAGAUAAUGAUUGGCCAGGUCUCAUGUGACUGUAUGCCUAUGUAGACUGAACAUGAUAUUUUUCUACUGUGAUAACAGAUCAAACCUUGUCAUGUACAGUGUUGAAGGAAAUAAGAAAGCGCUAGAUACAUCUCCCCAGUUAUCUACAUCUCCCCAGUUAUCUACAUCUCCCCAGUUAUCUACACUUGUUCAUUCCUUGACCUUUUCACUACAGGGAACUGUUCUCCAAAUCACUAAAAGAUAAACUGCUCCUUGAUCAGUUCAGAUCACUGUCUGGAAAGGUAGGGGCCCUGUUCUCUCUGUCCUGUAUGGUCGGCUCCAUGGCUCUGCCCCCUGCCUCUCAGUAGUAUUACUGUAGUAGUGUGGUGUAGUAUGUAUAGUGAUGUUGUGUCUCCAGGUAGGGGCCCUGUUCUCUCUGUCCUGUAUGGUCGGCUCCAUGGCUCUGCCCCCUGCCUCUCAGCUCAGCUCCCAGAAGUGGAAGGACUUCAUAGCCAAGAGACCCAAGGCCCUGCCUGUUCCAGAUGUGGAGGUGAAGGGUGAGCGCGGACACUACUUCCUGUUGGUCCAGGGGUCAGAGGGCGGAGACUGCAAGGCCCGCAUGAUACACUCAGCCAAUCAAAUCAAUGGAGCCGCUGCCAUGGCAACCACCAAUGGGCUUCUGAAAGAAAAUUAUUUGACGUCUUCAGUUUCCACUACUACAGACUGGCUGCGCUCCCUGCCUUGUCUCCAUGGAGACCAACUGCUACAGAGAGAGAGGAAGUUGGCCAAGGUGCAGACCCUGGUCCUAAAGGAGUGUCUGAGACGUAGAGAACAGGCAGACAAGCCAGCCUCAAUACCAGUCAAUGACCUGAAGGUCCUGCUCAGCCUGGCCAGAGAACAGUACCUCAAGAUGCAUGACUCUACCCUGCCUAAAGCUUCCAGCCUGCCUAAAGCUUCCAGCCUGCCUAAAGCCUCCACCCUGCCUAAAGCUUCCAGCCUGCCUAAAGCCUCCAGCCUGCCUAAAGCUUCCACCCUGUCUAAAGCUUCCAGCCUGCCUAAAGCUUCCAGCCUGCCUAAAGCCUCCAGCCUGCCUAAAGCUUCCAGCCUGCCUAAAGCCUCCAGCCUGCCUAAAGCCUCCAGCCUGCCUAAAGCUUCCAGCCUGCCUAAAGCUUCCAGCCUGCCUAAAGCCUCCAGCCUGCCUAAAGCCUCCAGCCUGCCUAAAGCUUCCAGCCUGCCUAAAGCUUCCAGCCUGCCUAAAGCCUCCAGGCUGCCUAAAGCCUCCAGCCUGCCUAAAGCUUCCAGCCUGCCUAAAGCCUCCAGGCUGCCCAGAGUUGAGCACUGUGGAGCAGAGGAGGAGAACCACACUAUGAAGACUACAGAGUUCAUUAAACACUCCCAACAUGUUGACUGGCCGGAGAGAAGUGUUCUGCAGAACUAUGAGAACCUCCAGAGGACUCGUCAGAAGCUGAGGUUUGGUCUGGAGGCUCGUCUGACUGUCUGCUGGGGCCUAAGGACGUCCAGGGCCAGAGAACCACCCCAGCCUUGCCUGGGGCCUAAGGACGUCCAGGGGCCAGAGAACCACCCCAGCCUUGCCUGGGGCCUAAGGACGUCCAGGGCCAGAGAACCACCCCAGCCUUGCCUGGGGCCUAAGGACGUCCAGGGCCAGAGAACCACCCCAGCCUUGCUGGAUGCCAAAGAGCUGCUCAGGCACUUCACACCUGAUGGCCUGCCCACCGGAGAUCUGCAGCCUCUAUUAGUCCAGAGACUAGGGGGAAAUACAUUCCACAUGUCUCCAGACCUGACCCCCAGGAAAGUGACCCAGCUCCCCUUCAACCAGGCAGCCAGCUCCCACUACCACGGAAUAGAGUUCUGUCUGGACGAGCAGAGCCACAAGGCCUUGGACCGGGACCAGGGCUUUGUCCGGCUGCAGUCUCGUCUGAUUCGCUACGAGACCCAGACAACCUGCUCCAAGGAGCCUUGUCCCGUCCCCUUUGCCUUGAGCCCUGCCCCCUCGCCGGCCGUGCUGUCUGAACCAGGAAGUGUCCCGGACGGAGAGGCCCUCCUUAACUCUGACCUGCCCAGGAUCAAGAGACGAUCCUGGGAUACAGACGCCAUCCACUCCAAUAAGAGGCUGGCCAAGUCAGAGAGCAGUGAGUCCCUGGGCUCUGGUAGCAGUGGUACUGAUACCCACCCUGCUGUGAGAGCCUUGAGACUGCAGAAUACCAGGUCUCAGUCCACCUCCUCUAUCUCAGCCCUGAGACUGGCCCCCCUUGGCCCCCAGGGGCCCGAGAAGCACCAUCCUGACCCCCCACAGAGCCACAGAGCCCCCCAGGCCCAGGGACACGGGCGGGGACAGGCAGAGGACAAGGCCAGCAAGGAGUCUCGCUCCCAGAAACAUGUCCGGAUGCUGAAAGACGUUGUGGCGAAGACGCUGAAGCAUCAUGGGAUCACCAGAGAACAUAAGUGCCUUGCCGCCUGCAGUCAAAGACUGUUUGAAAUCUCUAAAUUCUAUCUGAAGGAUCUGAAAACGUCCAGGGGUCUUCAUGAGGAAAUGAAGAAAGCAGCCAGCAGCAAUGCCAAGCAGGUCAUUGAUUGGGUUACGGAGAGGGCCUGUAAGUGAAGAGGGAAGUUGAAGAAUCACUAGUGGUUUCAGACUGGUUUUACAGUCACAGCAAACAGCAAGCAUCACUGGAAUGUAGUUUCACCACGCAAACAUCUGUCAGGAUGUGAAAGUGUGAUUAGCAUUUUUCUUUAUCUUUUAAGAACAUCAUUGACUGUCAGUUCUAGGGCAGCCUUUCAUAGUAAUUACAUUGUUUAUGUUAAUGAGUUCUCUUUUAUGUUGUUUUAAUGGGAAGUUCCAAGGAGAACUGGGAGGUUUUUGUCUUUUAGAUGUGUUGACAUGGUUUAUUGAACCUGUGUGUAUGUCUCUGUUUGUAGUAAAGUAUUGGUAGAAAUUUAGAUAUCUGUAUUUCUUUUA